This is a messenger RNA of Owenia fusiformis, 641 nucleotides long. NCBI's taxonomy places the organism in Eukaryota, Metazoa, Annelida, Polychaeta, Sabellida, Oweniidae. The record is from the annotation of a GenBank genome assembly.
AUGGGUGAAAAUUUCAUGAACAUGCUAAACCCAGAUGAUCGUUGUUCUAACAUACCUGUUAUCAUACCUAUAAUAACCAACCAUUAUGAAGAUAUAACACCUCCAGAAAAUCUAGAUUUUGAGAAUAAUUUUAAUUUUGAAGAUAUGUUAUUGGAUGCUGAGGAAGUUGUGCAACAAGAUGAAGAAGAACAAGAUUUACUCCAAAGAGCCAUCCAUGAGGCAGAUUUGCCCAUGGAGUGGGAAGAUUUUUUUGGAGUCUGUAAUACAGCCUUCAUCUUCUUUCAUAGUUGGUGUGGAGGCUGAAUUACAUAUUGCCAAUAAUCUAUCUUUCGAUAUUUGGGAAACAACAGUCAUUGAGUAUUUUGAUCUAGUGGCCCUGUCACUCUGCUCAGUCUCAGUGAUUGCUGACAAUACAUUUACUUGUUUCACAGCUUCACAGUGUCAUUCCUUCCAUUCCACGCAUGUAUACGAAUGCAUCUAUUGUCAAAUCUCAUUUCUUGAUGAGGAUUUACAUUUAUUACAUAUGUCCCAUCGUGUAGACAAUAUAUGCCUUUGUGCUACAUGCGGUACAAAUUUUGCAAAUUACAAAUUGUUAGCUUUACAUCUUAUGAAUCAUUUUUAGGGAGUUGAGAGAUAUGAGU